CCGCGACAUGUUAAUUUUCGGGAUGAGCAUUUCGUAUAGUUUUCCAAAGAUGAGACUAAUAUCAACUACCAAUGGAGAACAAAUCGAAAUUCUUAGUAUUAAACCCUUCUGUAGAAGGGGUAGAUAAAGUAUUAGGAAAAGCCAAUAUUCAACAAAGUAAAAAUGGACCAUUUGAAGCAGUAAUUUUACUUGGAGAUGUUCUACCUCAUGAUAAAGAAAAUAUUCCAACUACUAAAAUGAAUGUUCCAACUUAUUUCUCACAAGGUAUUAAUGGAAGAAGUUCUGUUCUAAAUGUAAUUGAUGAUGAUAAACAAUUAUAUGAUAUAUCUAAUAAUUUAACAUUUAUGAAAUCUUUGGUAAGUAUACUAAAAUUACAAUCAGGAUUUAAUAUAAUGACUAUAUCAGGUAAUGCUGAAGAGAAUGAAGAAGAAACCAUAAAAUUAGUAAGAGCAAAUAAACUUCCUAUAGAUAUUCUUGUCACAUAUCAUUGGCCUUUAGCCAUUGCUAAUCAACAACAAUUACAUUUGGUAGGAAAUCAAGUAGUGGAUUCAAUAGUGAAACUUGUAAAACCAAGAUACCUUUUUGCUAUAGGUCAUGAUAAGGGAAAAUUUCAUGAAAAUCCUGUAUUUACUUGGAAAAGUGGUGAAAGUACUAGAUUCAUAAGUUUGGGAGAAGAAGGUUCAGGUGAGAAAUGGUUUUAUGCAUUUUCUAUAUCUUCUAAAAUAAUACCUGAAGAUAAAGAUAAAGUAGGAGAAAAUCCUUUUGAAGUUAUUUUACCAAGUUUAAAAAGAUCCAUUGAAGAUAAUUCUGAACAAAUUGUUGAAAUAAAGAAACCUAAAGUGGUAACACCAGAUGAAUGUUUCUUUUGUUUAUCUAAUCCAAAGACUGAAACUCAUAUGAUUAUAUCUAUUGCAACUCAAAGUUACUUAACUACAGCCAAGGGUCCAUUAACUAAACCUAAUUCAGAUCUGCCAUUUCCAGGACAUCUUAUCAUUGUACCAAUUGAACAUAUACCGACAUUAAGACUGAAAUGUUCUAAUGUUGUUGAAUCUCCUCUAUAUCAAGAAAUUCAAAAGUAUCUUUCUUCUUUACUAAAGGCAUUCUUAGUAAAGAGUGAUCAAUAUAGAUUAAUAUCUUAUGAAGUAAAUAGAUCAGCAAAUGUUCACCAUGCAAUCCAAGUUAUUCGUGUUCCUAUCCAUGUGAUACCAAAAUUCUCCAAAUCCCUUAAUUUUAGAGUUAAGGUUAAUAAUGAACACAACCAGCAUCGUCAUUCACUUGAAUUUGUCAAGUAUACUGAUCCAAAUGAUCCAGCAUUACUCCAAAUAAUUAAUAAUCUGGAUCAUAUAAUAUUUACUAUACAUCUUACCGAAUCAGAAGUUGAAAUAUAUGUUUGUGAAUUAUCAGAUCCAGCAAAACUAGUUGACUUCCAAUUCCCUAGAAGAGUAUUAGCAGAUUUAUUGUUUUUAAAAAAUAGAGUAUCAUGGGAACGUUGUAAACAAGAUAAAGUAAUAGAAUCUAAAGAUUGUGAAGAAUUUAAGAAGUUCUAUCAUGAUUUUGAUUUUACAAUAUAAUACCUAUGUACA
Scheffersomyces amazonensis is the source of this 1583-nucleotide messenger RNA. RefSeq lists its product as uncharacterized. The transcript has a single exon. Gene Ontology annotation, molecular function: RNA lariat debranching enzyme activator activity. Gene Ontology annotation, cellular component: post-mRNA release spliceosomal complex. Lineage: Eukaryota; Fungi; Ascomycota; Pichiomycetes; Serinales; Debaryomycetaceae. Gene Ontology annotation, biological process: mRNA splicing, via spliceosome. The coding region runs from base 72 to 1571 and encodes 499 amino acids. The record is from RefSeq and is a predicted model, not a curated record.